Messenger RNA from Sinocyclocheilus grahami, 972 nucleotides. RefSeq names its product growth arrest and DNA damage-inducible protein GADD45 gamma-like. Gene Ontology annotation, biological process: regulation of cell cycle. The coding region runs from base 130 to 594 and encodes 154 amino acids. The record is from RefSeq and is a predicted model, not a curated record. Gene Ontology annotation, cellular component: nucleus; cytoplasm. NCBI's taxonomy places the organism in Eukaryota, Metazoa, Chordata, Actinopteri, Cypriniformes, Cyprinidae. The transcript has 3 exons.
GCUUCUUUCAUAGCCACUACGAGCCGGGGAGUAUAAAACCUGCGAGCUCACGCCGUUAGAGCACCAAUCCUUUCAUCCAGCUUCAGCUCUGCUAUCUGCUCCUUGUGGAAUUACUAAACCAGCAUCAUCAUGACUCUCGAGGAAGCUGUCAUCCAGAAGCCCAGCGAGAGAGCUCAGUGCACUGGAAAAGCACUGGAAGAAGUUUUGGUUUCUGCCAAAGCGAACGACUGCCUUACCAUUGGCGUUUACGAAUCUGCCAAAGUUAUGAAUGUUGACCCAGACAGCGUGUCUUUCUGCGUCCUGGCGAUGGAUGAGGAGUUCGAGUGUGACAUUGCUCUCCAAAUCCACUUCACUCUCAUCCAAGCCUUCUGUUUCGACAACGACAUCAGCGUCGUCAGAGUGAAUGACAUGCAACGUCUUUCUGAGAUUGUUGGUGACAAUGCUGAACAAUUUGAGGAUGCUCACUGCGUUCUUAUCACGAACCCAGCUGAGGACUCCUGGGAGGAUCCAGCUCUGGAGAAGCUUCACCUGUUCUGUGAAGAAAGUCGCAGCUAUAACGAGUGGGUUCCUGAGAUCACUCUGCCCGAGCGUUGAUCUGGAGCUUUACUCUUCUCUGUAAACCUUGAGGAAUACUCGACUCAUCCUUUGAAGCAAGGAUGCUGAUGUUUCCACAUCCCUGGAUGCUCCUGAGGAGGCUGAACCGUCCAGGCAGCGCGAGGCAGGCCCGAGUGGCCCUCGCGGUUCUACGUCGUUCCUCGUCCCGUCCAUGCCAAGAUGAUCCUCAUUCUUUAUGUGAAUGAGGUCAGGUAUGCCACGAGAGCGACACAAUGGCCCUCAUUCUUUGUGCGGAUGAGGUUUGGAGAGGAAGGAGAAGCGAGUUUUGCCUCUGUUCCACAGAGCAAAUAUCGCAUGCGUUGGACACGCAGAGGACGCGGCGGUGCGUCGAAGCAACGUUUUUAAAAAUGGACUUUA